This is a messenger RNA of Mesorhabditis belari, 2067 nucleotides long. The record is from the annotation of a GenBank genome assembly. Lineage: Eukaryota; Metazoa; Nematoda; Chromadorea; Rhabditida; Rhabditidae.
AUGUCUGCUCAUCAAUUACUCAUAAUCGUCUGCUUUCUGCUGAAUUUUGUCAUCAGCUUUUCGAAUUUUGAUCCCAAUACACUUGUGCUGCAAACAAAAUUAGGAUUUUUACGUGGAACACAAGUGAAGGCUUUUCCCAGCAACGAGACAAUCACCGCUUUUUUAGGCAUUCCUGUAGCUGAAACAACUGGCGGAGAAAAUCGAUUCAAAAAGCCGAUCGCUUUACGUGACUGGAAGGGUUUACAGGAGGCGACCAGCUAUCGAGUGGCCUGUGUGGCCGAUCCGCCUUUAACUUAUAAAAACGAUGAUGGCGGACCGGUAGGCGAGGAUUGUCUUCAUUUGAAUAUUUUCACAAAUGAUUACUGCUUACGUACGGGCGGUUGUGCAGUGGUGGCAAUUGUACAUGGAGGAAAAUUUAACUUCGAGUCGCCGGUGAUUUUCCCGAAAGAAGUCGUCGCAAAUAAUUUCCCGGCACAAGGGAGAAAUGUGAUAGCUGUGACGCUUUCGUUUAGGCUUGGUUCUUUCGGCUCUCUGAACAUUGCUCCAGGAAUCGACUGUUCUGCUGAUCGAAAUAUUGCUUUACAUGAUAUCUUAUUUCAUCUGAAAUGGAUGAAAGAUCAUAUCACUAGCUUUGGAGGUGAUCCGGCUCGAGUCACGCUAAUGGGACACUCAUCGGGUGCUGGUCUAGUAGAUUUGGUAUCUUUGAGUCCAGCAUCAGAAAAUCUCUUCAAUCAAGUGAUCUUAAUGAGUGGUCAGGCAUCGCUUUUUGGAGCAGAAUACAGUCUAACUGAAAACGAGAGAGCAUCGCUGGCAAUUGCAACUCGUGUCGGCUGCUAUAACCCGCUGAAGUUGGCAAAUAAAAUGCUUUCCUAUAAAGUGAAAUCACAUCUAUCGAAAGAGCAAAUCGAAUUGGUGCUGGCUUGUCUACGACGAGUUUCUUAUGAAGAGAUUUUGCAAGCACAAAUCUCUUUGUACAACUCAACGGAAGACUUUUAUGGACCUGGAAUCGAGGGCGCUAAUGGGUUGUUACCAAAACCAAUCUCGCAACUACGGCGUUUCAAGCGUCGAACACUCAUUGGAACGACAACAGCUGAGUCAAAAGAGGGAAGCUAUAUCGAGAAUGAGGAUGGUUCAAUUGAUCUAGUGAAGUUGCGAGAAAUGUGCACUCAUUACGGUUUUGAGAUGGCUUUUGAGGAUCCAUGGAAAUUCGUGGCCAAGUGCCAGGAAUAUUAUUCAAAGUAUGAGAAACCUCGAAAUUUUUAUGAUGAUCUCAACUUUUAUGUUGGUUCAGCUGUGGUGGCUGAUGCUGUUUCAAGGACUGACGCUGAUGUUUUUGUGUACUCGUACUCAUACAAUGGUGCUGGGGCAGCGUUUCGAAAUUGGACCAAUGUCCCUUUGUCGAAAAGACCCUCACAUUCGGAGGAUUAUAUUUAUGUAAUGGGUAUUCAUCGUGGUCCGUUCAUUGCAAAAGACUAUGAGAAUGAGAAAAUCUAUAGUGGAAUGUUGGUGAAGUUUAUCAACGGAGAAAAGCCACAUCCUCGAUGGAAAUCUUGGAAUCGAAAAAAUCGAAAUUAUUUUGAUAUCAAUUUUGAUCGAAAUCUCUGGAGAGAUGGGCCAAAAGAAGGAUAUUACACGAAUGCGAGUCGUUUUUGGAAUGAGAAAAAUCUUGGCCACCAGAUCUCCAUCAAGACUUAUCCGCCUAGUUUCGACACAUUUGGAGCCGAGAAUUUGAUAACCGCUUUGGAAAGUCAUCAUUUGCAAGUAUCAACCGCUCACGAUAAGACAUUAGAUGCUGAAGAAAGGAUCUAUUAUGAAUGGACAGAUUGGCUUAUCAAUCAAAUUACAUUACAUGAGAAUAAAGCCUCGUACAGAGGGUUGAAUGGGACAGAAUUGGUUGAUGGUUUGGCCACCGAAACUCCGGCAAACGAUGAAGGGACGACUUUUUGGACUAUCAUGUUGUACAUUGGAAUCGGCUUCGCUCUUCUCGUCCUCCUCUUUCUUGUUUAUAAAGGCAUUCGAAAGUUGUUAGAGACGCGCAAAAGAUAUGAUUAUUAUGAGCUUUUAAAU